Messenger RNA from Brassica oleracea var. oleracea, 894 nucleotides. Its product is annotated as ADP-ribosylation factor-related protein 1-like. Gene Ontology annotation, cellular component: Golgi apparatus. NCBI's taxonomy places the organism in Eukaryota, Viridiplantae, Streptophyta, Magnoliopsida, Brassicales, Brassicaceae. Bases 113 to 730 code for a protein of 205 amino acids. The transcript is spliced from 7 exons. Gene Ontology annotation, molecular function: GTP binding; GTPase activity. The record is from RefSeq and is a predicted model, not a curated record. Gene Ontology annotation, biological process: Golgi to plasma membrane protein transport; intracellular protein transport; protein localization to organelle.
AGAAGAAGAAGAAGACCAACGACAACAGAGUUGAGUGCAAAAACGAUUCUUCACAACUUGUAAAAGGAUCUUUGAUUUUUCUUCUUCAGAACUGGUUGGAGGAAAGGAAGAGAUGUUUUCACUGAUGCAUGGACUGUGGAGUUACAUGUUCAGCAAGACUGAGUUCCAUGUCCUCAUUCUCGGUAUCGACAAAGCUGGCAAGACGACGUUUUUGGAGAAGUUGAAGACGAUCUACUCAAUCUCUGAAGGUCUUCCGCAUGAUCGAAUCGUCCCCACUGUUGGCCUUAACAUUGGUCGUAUUGAAGUCUCUAAUGCCAAAAUUGUGUUUUGGGACCUCGGCGGUCAGCCUGGUUUGCGUUCGAUUUGGGAGAAGUAUUACGAAGAAGCACACGCAUUGAUAUAUUUGAGCGAUGCAGCUUGCCCUUCUCGCUUUGAAGAGUCUAAAUCUGCUCUAGAAAAAGCACUGCGGCAUGAGGAUUUGCAAGGAGCGCCUCUUUUGAUAUUGGCAAACAAGCAAGAUCUCUCAAAUGCUGUUUCGGCUGAGGAACUGGAUCGAUACUUGGAUCUAAAGAAACUGGACGAAAGGGUGUACAUGUUUGAAGCAGUUUCUGGAUAUGAUGGAAGAGGAAUCAAGGAAAGUGUAGAAUGGCUGGUGGGUGUGAUGGAGAGAAGCAAAAGAACCGAAACACUGAGAGCUCGUACCGGAUAUGUUCCUGUCCCAUCUUCCUAGACAUUGGAGAGAUUCUCAAACCAUUUUGUAGAUAAAAGAAACAGACCAGAAUGUUGCAUUUUUUUGGGUUGUUGCAUGAUGAGUAGGUGUAGCAAUCUUCUUUAAAUUUGUUUUUUUUUUGUCACGCACUCAUGUCAUUCAUCGAUUUUUUUUCAUCUGCACUA